This is a messenger RNA of Lachancea thermotolerans CBS 6340, 963 nucleotides long. RefSeq names its product AMP-activated serine/threonine-protein kinase regulatory subunit SNF4 (gene SNF4). The record is from RefSeq and is a predicted model, not a curated record. NCBI's taxonomy places the organism in Eukaryota, Fungi, Ascomycota, Saccharomycetes, Saccharomycetales, Saccharomycetaceae. The transcript has a single exon. Bases 1 to 963 code for a protein of 320 amino acids.
AUGUCCAUGGCCGCGACCGACUCCGUGUUAAUCGAGCAACAACUCGCUGUACAGUCCAUUAGACGAUUCCUCAAGUCAAAGACGUCUUACGACGUCCUUCCAGUCUCCUACAGAUUGAUUGUAAUGGACACGUCGCUGCUAGUCAAAAAAUCGCUUAACAUUCUGCUGCAGAACAACAUUGUGUCUGCGCCGCUUUGGGACUCCAACACCUCAAAGUUUGCGGGUCUACUAACGUCGUCAGAUUUUAUCAACGUCAUCCAGUACUACUUCUCGAAUCCAGACAAAUUUGAGCUUGUGGACAAGUUACAGUUGGAUGGGCUCAAAGACAUCGAGCGCGCUAUUGGAGUUAGACCGCUGGACACCGGUUCUAUUCAUCCCUUUAAGCCUCUUUACGACGCGUGCUGUAAAAUGAUCGAGUCGCGGAGCCGCAGGAUCCCACUGAUUGACCAGGACGAAGAGACGCAUCGCGAAAUUGUCGUCAGUGUUCUGACGCAGUACCGGAUCCUGAAAUUUGUCGCAUUAAACUGCAGAGAAACGCGGCACUUAAGAAGGCCCAUUGGCGAACUCGGUAUCAUCACUGAGGGCAAAUUGCUGAGCUGCAAUAUGCACACGCCCGUCAUUGACGUGAUCCAGCUGCUCACUCAGGGCGGCGUAUCUAGCGUCCCCAUUGUCGACGAGCAAGGUCAUCUGGUAAAUGUUUACGAAGCUGUUGAUGUGCUCGGGCUCAUCAAAGGAGGCAUGUACAACGACCUCUCCCUUAGCGUAGGUGAGGCGCUAAUGAGAAGGCCUGACGACUUUGAAGGCGUGUAUACUUGCACUAAGAACGAUAAACUUUUCACCAUCAUGGACACGAUUAGGAAAUCCAGGGUACAUCGUUUCUUCGUCGUCGACGAGCAGGGCCUUCUAACGGGCGUCCUGACGCUAAGUGACAUACUAAAAUACAUACUCUUUGAGGAGAACUAA